Oncorhynchus nerka (sockeye salmon) is the source of this 6322-nucleotide messenger RNA. Its product is annotated as U8 snoRNA-decapping enzyme. NCBI's taxonomy places the organism in Eukaryota, Metazoa, Chordata, Actinopteri, Salmoniformes, Salmonidae. Gene Ontology annotation, cellular component: nucleus. Gene Ontology annotation, molecular function: snoRNA binding; phosphodiesterase decapping endonuclease activity. Gene Ontology annotation, biological process: mRNA catabolic process; sno(s)RNA catabolic process. The transcript has 5 exons. The coding region runs from base 1856 to 2476 and encodes 206 amino acids. The record is from RefSeq and is a predicted model, not a curated record.
GGUUUUCACUUAAUCCCUUACCUAACCUACUUGUACACAUUCAGUAUAGAACCAUCCUCUGUAUAGAACCAUCCUUCGAACUGAAUAGACAGCAGUUGGUCAAAGUCAAUAACAUGUCAUCCUCUCUAAAUGACAACUGUCUUAAUGACAAUGCCUCCAUGCAACGUAAUAUCAAUUCGAGGAAGUUUCAGUACCACUAAUGAUUAAGUUACGGUCGGUGAGCGAAAUAAGUCAUGGUUACCUGCAGGAAGUCCCCAGAGUGCUGUGCAUAGAGGAGAGCCAAGGUACUUGGAACAGAGUGAACUCCUGUAUCCCAUCUCUGUCAGCUAGGCAAAGACCAACUUCCCCACCACAUAGUGACACUGGGCCUGCAUGGGGAGAGGGAUGGAGAGAGGUCAUUCCUUUUUAUUGUAACUGCACAAAAACUGCCAGAGUAAAAGUAAUCAAAUCUGUAUUUCAAAUAGACUUUCUCAAAGUGUGCAGUUAGUGGUUUACACUAUUGGCUAUUUAGUUUGGAGUUUGAUCACUCUUGGCUCCCCCUCACCCCAUCUCAAUCAAGGACCUCUUCCCCAGUGAGGACCUUCCGUGUCUGUUCUCCUCCUGCCCCUCCAUCCUCUGCCACUCCCUCCCAGUCAUGCUGGUCUGUCAAGUCCUAACCCCUUGAUAACUUAGCUAGCUAGCUACAAUGCUCUUGGUUAAAUCAAACAUACGGGUAACUUUUAUACGUGGUUAAAUAUGAAUUAGCUAGCUGCUAGCUGACACUAACCUAGCAUGCCUAAUCAAUAGCCUGAUUUAAUAACAGAAUAUUGAAAUACUAGUUGAUUAGAUAGGUUCUUGACUGAAAAAUGUUCAAUAUUAAUUUGAGAGCAGAGAUUUUUGUUUUGUUUUGCAGAGAUACUGUACUCUCACAAAUACACUUCAUCCCCACAUGGAUUUCAACUCUCUCACCCAAAAAUAUUUGCUCUCGCAACUGUAAUCUUUUACUAUAAUUUUAUUACAGGUGAAAAUUACACCAGUAGAUUUUUUGCCCUUGGCCAAAUGGGCCAAUGAGCAAAAAAAAAGUUAACAUUGGACACUGGUAAUAUUAUUAAUCUACAAGUUAUGUUCUUUAAUCUGGCAACAUGGGCCUUGGAGGCUCACAGGGAUAUUGAUAUCCACAGUAUUCCACCAAUUAUACAUUUUUCAACUCAGUACUUAUUGUAAUUCCCCCCUUUUGUUGUUGUUGCAUAAAUGCACUGUAAUUUAAGCUGUAAAACUGCAAAGUUCUCUCUGCCUCAUGGUAAAAUGUGUCGAAUUGAAGGAAAUGAGCUUGAAAACAGAUUUGUUCUCUAGAUGUCAAGGGAUGGGCCUUCCCAGGCCAGAGACUUGGUUUGUCUAGCCCUGCACUGCCAAAGUCAUAGUAAAACUCCUUGUAUGCUAUUUUUAUUUAACUCGAGUUGUGUUCUGAUUAUGAAGGGGUCCCCGAUUCAUUUGCUAUCACAAAAGGGGUUCCUGGGGGUCCCAAACCGCAAAAGGUUUGAGAACCCUCUGCUCUACUGUACAAGCAGAUGCCACUGGUCAAAAGCUCUAAGUGGGAGCUAAACUCCAGCCCUCCAGGUGGCGAUAUAAGCCUUAUCCUGAUUUCAGCUAACCCAUUUCCUAACGAGGCAGAAGCUUCCUGCUUCUGGUUGUAAACAGAAAGGAGUUGCAGCUGGCUGUGGUGGUCCACACUGCACAGAUCGGUCAGCCACACUUUUACAGUAGCUGUAUGUAUUUACAAUACAAUAUAUGAUAGAAUCUCCGAGACUUGAAAAGAGGGACAGAUGAAGGUGGAACAGAUCUAUAAAUUGGAGUAGCAGAGUUUGGUGGCGGCAGCAUGGCCAGUGGACAGCUGUCUAGAGAAGAGGCGUUGGCGUGUGUGGGGUGCAGACAUGCGUGUCACAUAUUGCUCUAUGCAGACACAGAAGAUCAGCUGUUCGAAGAAAUCCCCAUCAGACACAUCGUAUUGAUGCAGAUGCGUUUCGAUGGUCUGUUGGGUUUCCCUGGCGGUCUCGUUGACCCGUCAGAAGAAUCCCUAGAGGAGGGCCUGAGCAGGGAACUAUGGGAGGAGCUGGGCUUCUCACUGUCAGUCACCUUGGAGGAUCAUGUGUCUUCCUGCCACAACCCUUCCUCCUCUUCCUCUUCCUCUCACCUCAUUACUCACUUCUAUGCCCGGAGAAUGGAAGAGAAAGAGAUCAGGGAGGUCGAAAAGGCAGCUGCUAGCACAGCAACAGACCAUGGCCAUGAGGUGAUGGGGAUGGUCCGAGUUCCUCUCUACACACUAAAGGGAGGAGAAAGAGGGCUUCCCUCAUUCUUGUCCCACUCCUUUAUUGGGAACUCUCGCUCUCAGCUGGAGGACGCUCUAGUGCGCUUCGGCCUGGUGACACCCGAGGAGCUACAGACAGCACUCACACACGCAGAGCAGAAGAGAAAACAACCUUGGGGAGGGGCAGCCUAAUCACACACACAAUGUAAGAAAUUACAUUCAAUAUGACUUUUUCCUGUUAGUAUGUUACACACAGUUCUGUAUUAUAAAAUUGUAUAACUUACUCUAUAUACAGUUGAAGUCAGAUGUUUACAUACACCUUAGCCAAAUACAUUUAAACUCAGUUUUUCACAAUUCCUGACAUUUAAUCCUAGUAAAAAUUCCCUGUCUUAAGUCAGUUAGAAUCACCACUUUAUUUUAAGAAUGUGAAAUGUCAGAAUAAUAGAGAGAAUUAUUUAUUUCAGCUUUUGUUUCUUUCAUCACAUUCUCAGUGGGUCAGACGUUUACAUACACUCAAUUAGUAUUUGGUAGCAUUGCCUUUAAAUAGUUUAACUUUGGUAAAAUGUUUUGGGUAGCCUUCCACAAGCUUCCCACAAUAAGUUGGGUGUAUUUUGGCCCAUUCCUCCUGACAGAGCUGGUUUAGCUGGGUCAGGUUUGUAGGCCUCCUUGCUCGCACACACUUUUUCAGUUCUGCACCACACAUUUUCCAUGGGAUUGAGAUCAGGGCUUUGUGAUGGCCACUCCAAUACUUUGACUUUGUUGUCCUUAAGCCAUUUUGCCACAACUUUGGAGGUGUGCUUGGGGUCAUUGUGCAUUUGGAAGACCCAUUUGUGACCAAGCUUUAAUUUCCUGACUGAUGUCUUGAGAUGUUGCUUCAAUAUAUCUACAUACUUUUCCUACCUCAUGAUGUCAUCUAUUUUGUGAAGUGCACCAGUCCCUCCUGCAGCAAAGCACCCCCACAAACAUGAUGCUGCCACCCCGUGCUUCACAGUUAGGAUGGUGUUCUUUGGCUUGCAAGCCUCCCCUUUUUCCUCCAAACAUAAUGAAGGUCAUUAUUGCCAAACAGUUAUAUUUUUGUUUCAUCAGACCAGAGGACAUUUCUCCAAAAAGUAUGAUCUUUGUCCCUAUGUGCAGUUGCAAACCGUAGUCUGGCUUUUUUAGGGUGGUUCUGGAGCAGUGGCUUCUUCCUUGCUGAGGCCUUUCAGGAUAUGUCGAUAUAGGGCUCGUUUUACUGUGGAUAUAGAUACUUUUGUACCUGUACGAAAGUACGUUCAUCUCGCUCAGGACGGCUGCGUGGUCCCGUGGUGUUUAUACUUGCGUACUAUUGUUUGUACAGAUGAACGUGGUACCUUCAGGCGUUUGGAAAUAGCUCCCAAGGAUAAACCAGACUUGUGGAGGUCUACAAUUUUUUUUCUGAGGUCUUGGCUGAUUUAUUUUUAUUUUCCCAUGAUGUCAAGCAAAGAGACACUGAAUUUGAAGGUAGGCCUUGAAAUACAUCCACAGGUACACCUCCAAUUGACUUAAAUGAUGGCAAUUAUUCUAUCAGAAGCUUCUAAAGCCAAGCUGUUUAAAGGCACAGUCAACUUUAGUGUAUGUAAACUUCUGACCCACUGGAAUUGAUACAGUAAAUUAUAUGUGGUAUAAUCUGUCUGUAAACAAUUGUUUGAAUAAUUACUUGUCAUGCACAAAGUAGAUGUCCUAACCAACUUGCCAAAACUAUAGUUUGUUAACAAGACAUUUGUGGAGUGGUUGAAAAAUGAGUUUUAAUGACUCCAACCUAAGUGUAUGUAACCUCCGACUUCAAUCUGUAGCCUCCAUGUUAAAUAAUGUAAUGUACACAAUGUGCCACUAGAUGGCAGACAGAACAAGGUAACUCCUGGGCCUGGUUUCCCAAAAGCAUUUUAAGACUAGUAAAUUCAUCGUUAGAACCUUUGUUAAAUCUCCGAGCUGUUUCCCCAAAUCCAAAGUUAUUUACAUUGCACUUCUAAACACUCGUAAUUUAACGCCUGCCUAAGACCACUUGUAGAACAGCUAAGUGGGUCAUUAGAGGUUGUUUGCCCUUCCGUGUCCCUUCACACAAAAGAUCUUGGCUAAACAUCGAAUCACAUGGUUUAUCCACCUCUGUGACUGCAGAUAACCUCAGAAAAAAAGUUGACUUCAAAUAAAGUUGCCAAUGUCUUUGCAAUUGAUACAAACAAGCAAUGUACAGAGUAUACCAAACAUUAGGAACACCUUCCAAAUAUUGAGUUGCCCUCAGAACAGCUUCAAAUUGUAAGGGGGAAGGACUCUACAAGGUGUCUAAAGUGUUCCAGAGGGAGGCUGGCCCAAGUUGACUCCAAUGCUCCCCACAGUUGUGUCCAGUUGAUUGGAUGUCCUUUAGGUGGUGGGACCAUUCUUGAUACACACAGAAAAUUGUUAAGCAUUAAAAACCCAGCAACAUUGCAGUUCUUGACACAAACCGGUGCACCUACUACCAUACCCCGUUCAAAGGCACUUCAAUCCUUUGUCUUACCCAUUCAACCUUUGAAUGGCACACAUACAGUGGCUUGCGAAAGUAUUCACCCCCUUGGCAUUUUUCUUAUUUUUGGGGGAUUUGUAUCAUUUGAUUUGCACAACAUGCCUACCACUUUUAAGAUGCAAAAUAUUUUUUUGUGAAACAAACAAAUAACACACACACACACACACACAAAAAAAACUUGAGCGUGCAUAAAUAUCCCCCCCCCAAAGUUAAUACUUUGGGGAGACACCUUUUGCAGCCAUUACAGCUGCAAGUCUCUUGGGGUGUGUCUCUAUAAGCUUGGCACAUCUAGCCAGUGGGAUUUUUGCCCAUUCUUAUAGGCAAACUGCUCCAGCUCCUUCAAGUUGGAUGGGUUCCGCUGGUGUACAGCAAUCUUUAAGUCAUACCACCGAUUCUCAAUUGGAUUGAGGUAUGGGCUUUGACUAAGCCAUUCCAAGAGAUUUAAAUGUUUCCCCUUAAACCAGUCGACUGUUGCUUUAGCAGUAUCCUUAGGGUCAUUGACCUGCUGGAAGGUGAACCUCCGACCCAGUCUCAAAUCUCUGGAAGACUGAAACAGGUUUCCCUCAAGAAUUUCCCUGUAUAUAGCGCCAUCCUUCAAUUCUGACCAGUUUCCCAGUCCCUGCCGAUGGAAAAACAUCACCACUGCAUGACACUGCCACCCCCAUACUUCACUGUGGGGAUGGUGCUCUCGGGGUGAUGAGGUGUUGGGUUUUCGCCAGACAUAGCGUUUUCCUUGAUGGCCAAAAAGCUACAUUUUAGUCACAUCUGACCAGAUAACUUUCUUCCAUACGUUUGGGGAGUCUCACAUGCCUUUUGGCGAAAACCAAAUGUGUUUGCUUAUUUUUUUUUUCUUUAAGCAAUGGCUUUUUUUCUGGCCUCUCUUCCGUAAAGCCCAGCUCUGUGGAGUGUACGGCUUAAAGUGGUCCUAUGGACAGAUACUCCAAUCUCCGCUGUGGAGCUUUGCAGCUCCUUCAGGGUUAUCUUUGGUCUCUUUGUUGCCUCUCUGAUUAAUGCCCUCCUUGCCUGGUCCAUGAGUUUUGGUGGGCGGCCCUCUCUUGGCAGGUUUGUUGUGGUGCCAUAUUCUUUCUGUUUUUUAAUAAUGUAUUUAAUGGUUCUCCGUGGGAUGUUCAAAGUUUCUGAUACUUGUUUAUAACCCAACCUUGAUCUGCUCUUCUCCGCAACUUUGUCCUUGACCUGUUUGGAGAGCUCCUUGGUCUUAGUGGUGUUGCAGACUCUGGGGCCUUUCAGAACAGGUGUAUAGUAUAUAUACUGAGAUCAUGUGACACUUAGAUUGCACACAAGUGGACUUUAUUUAACUAAUUAUGUGACUUCUGAAGGUAAUUGGUUGCACCAGAUCUUAUUUAGGGGCUUCAUGGCAAAGAGGGUGAAUACAUAUACGCGCACCACUUUUCCAUUUUUUAUUUUUUUUUCAACAAGUAAUUUUUCUUCACUUCACCAAUUUGGACUAUUUUGUGUUUGUCCAUUACAUGAAAUCCAAAUAAAAAUCAAUGUAAAUUGUA